AUGAGUUACAGUGAUUCAAGGUCCCAAUCAAACAAUAGCAGUAGUCAGGAUGCAACGUCGGGGAAACUACAAUACACAGAAAGUGAUGAUGAAGGAAGUGACGAAUAUUGCAAGGGUGGAUACCACCCUGUGAAGAUUAAUGAAAUAUAUAACAACCGGUAUAGAAUAGAAGGGAAAUUAGGAUGGGGUCAUUUUUCAACCGUUUGGGUUGCUACAGACUUAAAAAGUAAACCAUUAAAAUUUGUUGCCAUCAAAAUUCAGAAAGGGUCCGAAUCAUUUGGAGAGUCAGCCAAAUGUGAAAUCAACUAUUUAAAAACGGUUAAGGCAAAUUCUUUUGAUUCGUCUUGGGUAGAAUUAAAAGAGCAUCAAAGGGAAAGGCUCUUUCAUUAUAAUAUGACAAAGGGAGUUGUUUCCUUUAUUGACAGCUUUGAGCAUAAAGGACCAAAUGGUACCCACGUUUGUAUGGUGUUUGAAUUUAUGGGACCCAAUUUAUUAUCCCUCAUUAAACACUAUGAUUAUAAAGGGAUCCCAUUAAACUUAGUUCGAAAAAUUGCCACACAUGUCCUAAUAGGGCUACAAUAUUUGCACGAUGUUUGUAAAAUUAUACAUAGUGAUAUAAAGCCCGAAAACGUUUUAGUAUCUCCCCUGUUGAAUAUUCCCAGACCAAGGGACUAUAGCAAAGAUGAUGAUGCGAAAAAUGGCCUUGUUAAAAAGGGAGAAAAGGAAACAGCAGAGGGUGGUGCUGUUGGUGGUCAUUCCGACGGUACUGACAAUGAUGAAGAUGGGGAAGAUGACCAGUCAUCGUGCCCGAGCGAGGUGAAAGAUAAACACGAAUGGGACAAUGUAGAUUUUAACAAAUUAACCAAACAGGAAAAGAAAAAAUUAAGAAGAAAAAAAAAAAUUCUUAAAAAGGAACGAUUAAAAGUGGAAGCGCAGAAGAAGGAGAAGCAAACCGGUGAGCAGAUGACUGUAGGCAAUUCACACCAAAAUGAAAAUCACGACAAACAGAGCAACACCGAAACGCAAGUUGCGACAUUAACCGUGGGUAGAGACACAUCAAACGACAACAGACAUUUUAAGAAGGAAGAUAACGAACAUUCCAACAAUGCAAACCAGAUGAAUGUGGAACAUGUGUUAAAAGGUGAAGAAUUGAACAGCGACAACCUCAACAAUGUGGAUAGUCAUAAUCUCGCAAACCCAAACUUCUCCCUCAAUGGCAUGAAAGGAAGCAGCUCCAUUCAGGCUACCGCCUCAGAGGAAGCACUAACCUGUAAUAGCAAAGGCGCAUCCGGAGAUAAUGCUAAAAAUGGUGAACAAAAUAAUGUAAAGAACGAACUAGACGUUGACGGGAACAACAGUAACAACUGUUGCAAUUCGAACCCGCAGAUGCCGUCCAACUCGGAUCCGUCCCUACUCACUAGUUACAACAACAUACAUGCCCUCCAGGAAUCGCUAAUGAGGAGGCCCUAUCAUUAUAACAAUUAUUUUUUGUAUAAUCCGGAGAAGUACGGAGAUGACAGUGACUACUUGAAGAAGAACACGUUGGAGGAUAGUGACCGCGAUAAGGACUUCGACGACGAGCGAGACGAUCAACAUGAUGAAGACCACCAAGAAGAGCAGACGCGAAAAAGCGAUGCGAGUGACGGCGGAAAAUCUGUAGAAUUCUUAGCAAAGGAUUUUAAUAAAAUCCCCAUCUACUGUGACAUGUUCAAUCAUCUAAUGCAUCCAGAAGCCAUGAAAAUACACGACAAGUAUAAAGAGAAAAAAAAAGGAAAGUAUGCAAAAACGUGUAAGGAUAACACACAGGAGAAUAACAAAAGCGGUCAUAAAGUUGUUUACAUCAAAACAGAGGAGGGAGACUAUCGUAUUAGACCCUACGAUCCAACUGUCUAUUACCAUGAAAAGGCAUGUUACAAAAUCUGCGAUUUAGGAAACAGUCUUUGGGUUGAUGAAUCAAGGUAUGCAGAAAUACAAACAAGGCAAUAUAGAUCCCCAGAGGUAAUACUAAAAAGCGGUUUUAACGAAACUGCCGACAUAUGGUCCUUUGCAUGUAUGAUAUUUGAACUAGUAACUGGAGACUUCCUAUUUAAUCCGCAAAAAUCAGAUAGAUAUGAUAAAAAUGAAGAACACUUAAGUUUUAUGAUUGAAGUGUUGGGGAACAUUCCAAAAUAUAUGAUCGACACAGGGUUCAAUUCUCAUAAAUAUUUUAAUAAAAAAACGUAUAAACUGAAAAAUAUAAAAAAUAUUAAGAGGUACGGAUUGUACAAAAUAUUUAAGUACAAGUACAACAUACCAGAAAAAGAAAUUAAUCCCCUGUGUAGCUUCUUACUGCCUAUGCUUGCCAUGGACCCUCAGAAGAGACCCUCGGCAUACACUAUGCUCCAGCACCCUUGGCUCAAUAUGGUAGGAGUGGAAGAGGAAGAAAUGCACAUGAAGAAUAGAUCCUACUCCUUCAACAGCAUGAGUGUCAAAAACAACGCCAAUUAUGAGGGCCACGAAUACACUAAGGAAAAUUAUCACAACGAAAAUUAUAACGGCGCGAAUCAGCACACGGACAAAAGCAUAAAUUCGUCCAACAAGCACAACAACGCGCAGGAGAAUUUGAAGGGCCAGCAGAACGAUGCGCUAAUGGGGCAAUUCGAGGAAGAGUUAUGUAAAAGCGAGGGGGAAGAAGACGAAGAGGAGGAAGAAGAAUACAAUGAAGAGGACGAAGAGGGGGACGACGACGAUGAAGAGGAGGAAGAAGAUGAGGAUGAAGAAGAAGGGGACGACGAAGAAGAAAAUUACAAUAGCGAACCUGAGUAUGGUUUUUCCUACAAAAAUAAUAACACCCAUAACGGAAUGGAGAACAAGGCAACCACACUCAAAUACGACAAUCUGUAUCAAAAAAAAAAUAAGUUACAAGGAAAAUCGAAAUAUAAAAAUACAAACGCAGGGAACAUCCCUGAUUCGUUCAUCAACACGGAGGAUUAUAUGUUCCACAAUGAAAACAUGCCCCACAUUACAUACAAUAAUGCAAAUAAUAAAAACUUCACGAAAAAUGCGCCACAGUACCAAAGCCUCCAAAUGAGGAAUUAUGACAAAAUGAGUGGUCAUAGAUUCAACGACGAAGUCGGGAAUUCAGAAGAGGAUGGAGAUUAUCAUCACUACUAUGAGCACCCAGGGAAGUACAAAUACGACGAGGGGGAAGAAGAGGAAGAGGACGAAAUGGAAGAUGAGGAGGACGAGGAUGACGACGAUGAGGAGGACGAGGAGGAAGAAGAAGAAGAAGAGGAGGAGGAUGACGUAACGGAUGAGGAAAAAUACGAGGAGGAAGAAGAACACCGUGAAGGCGAAUAUCACCCCCAGAAUGAGAAACCAAAAAAAAGGCACAAUAAUCAUCACAAAAGGGUUGACAAUAGUAAUUCCCAAAACGACUGCGAUGAAAAUAAUUUCUGCGAUGAUGAAAGCGAAGUAUAUUAUGAAGGGGGGGAGGACUCCUCGCUCCUUACUGGAAAAGGACAGUCAAAGAAAAUAGGAAUUGAAAAACAGACAGGACAUAGAGAAGUAUUAAUCCCCAUAAAACCAAAGGACUUCCUCAAAGUUGCUAUCCCUAAUGAAAAGGCAAAAUUAAGAGACCAACUAGCGACAUCGAGUAGCCCCAAUUUUAAUGACAAUGCAAAAAACGAAUCAACCGAAAUAGAGGAGGAUAGCACUUCGUCCAAAAUUUUCAGUAGCGUCGUGAUGAGUUGUAGUAGCACGGGCCAAAAUGUGGACAAGUUUGACAAGACCGAUCAAGAAGAAAAACAGCUAUUGGAAGGGAACGCACCGGGACCAGAGCGAGAUAAUGAAAGUCAAGUGCUUGAUGAUAGCCAGGAUGAGGACAAGACCAAUAAAAUAAAUUGCAAAGUCAUCAACAAAAAGCCGUUCUGUGCCUUUUCCUAA
Messenger RNA from Plasmodium cynomolgi strain B, 3924 nucleotides. RefSeq names its product protein kinase domain containing protein. Gene Ontology annotation, biological process: spliceosomal complex assembly; regulation of mRNA processing; protein phosphorylation. The record is from RefSeq and is a predicted model, not a curated record. Lineage: Eukaryota; Apicomplexa; Aconoidasida; Haemosporida; Plasmodiidae. Bases 1 to 3924 code for a protein of 1307 amino acids. Gene Ontology annotation, molecular function: ATP binding; protein kinase activity. The transcript has 3 exons.